Messenger RNA from Siniperca chuatsi (mandarin fish), 1384 nucleotides. Its product is annotated as exosome complex component RRP40-like. Gene Ontology annotation, molecular function: RNA binding. The transcript is spliced from 4 exons. Gene Ontology annotation, biological process: nuclear polyadenylation-dependent rRNA catabolic process; U4 snRNA 3'-end processing; exonucleolytic trimming to generate mature 3'-end of 5.8S rRNA from tricistronic rRNA transcript (SSU-rRNA, 5.8S rRNA, LSU-rRNA). Gene Ontology annotation, cellular component: cytoplasmic exosome (RNase complex); nuclear exosome (RNase complex). Lineage: Eukaryota; Metazoa; Chordata; Actinopteri; Centrarchiformes; Sinipercidae. The record is from RefSeq and is a predicted model, not a curated record. Bases 76 to 810 code for a protein of 244 amino acids.
UCCUGCGUGUCACAUUUAUUUCAGUCCGUCGAACAACAACAACAACACACGUGAGUGAAGCUGUGAGGAGUCGGUAUGUUUUCGUGUUUGAAAGAUAAAGUCGGGCAGGUUCUGUUACCUGGAGAUGAAUUCUCCUUUGAGACCGACGACACCAUCUCUCUAACGGAUCACGUGAAACCGGAGAAGGUGGUGUGUGGUCCGGGUCUGCGGCGGAGCGGAGACCGGCUGGUGGUGUGUAAAAGCGGCGUCCUCCGACACAAACAGCCCAACAUGUUCUGGAUGGAUUCACAGCAGAGGAGGUAUGUCCCAGCUAAAGGAGAGACCGUCAUCGGCAUCGUGACUGUCAAAUCAGGAGACGUCUUCAAGGUGGACUUUGGAGGAAGUGAGCAGGCGUCUCUGUCCUACCUGGCGUUUGAGGGAGCCACCAAGAGGAACCGCCCCAACGUCCAGGUGGGCGACCUGGUGUUCGCUCAGUUCAUCAUAGCCAAUAAGGACAUGGAGCCGGAGCUGGUGUGUAUGGACAGUUCGGGACGAGCCAAUGGGAUGGGAGUAUUUGGGGGAGGAGGUCUGCUCUUCACAGUCUCUCUGGGACUCGUCAGAAGACUGCUGGCCCCCCACAGCGAGGUCCUGUCCGACCUGCAGCAGCUGUUCCCCUGUGAGCUGGUGUUCGGGAUGAACGGCCGUCUGUGGGUGAAGUCCUCCAGCGUUCAGCAGACGCUCGUCAUCGCAAACCUGCUGCAGAGCUGCGACACCAUGACGGACCAGCAGAGGCAGCAGCUGUUCAGGAGGGUGGCACAGGGGGCGCUGUAGACCAGCUGGACCACACCUACACCUGCAGAUACACCUGAACCAGCAGAGACAGCAGCUGUUCAGGAGGGUGGCACAGGGGGCGCUGUAGACCACCUGGACCACACCUACACCUGAACCAGGAGAGGCAGCAGCUGUUCAGGAGGGUGGCACAGGGGGCGCUGUAGACCACCUGGACCACACCUACACCUGCAGCUGGUGCCACAGAGGACAGUGUCCUGUCUGUGUUCAGGAUGAAGCAGGUGAGCAGGUUUCAAGGUGCUCAGGUGUGUUUGAUCAGAGGAGGUGUUGGUGCAGAACUGGACCCUGCAGCUGGUUUUCGGUCUUUCGUUUGUUCUGGAGCUCAAAGGAACGUUCUGCAGUGUUUUAGCAGGUUUGUCAGUGACGUCGGCAGGUGAGUGAACAGGUGAGUCACCUGUUCACUCACCUGAGGCUGAAAGUCUCAGAAUAAAUCGGAUGUUUUGUGAAAGCAGCUGCUGUCAGAAACAGUUGUAGCAAAAUGUUCUGUAACGUGUUUUAUUUGUGCUAAAAAUGUAUUUUUGUGAAAAUCAACUAUAAACAGUUUGUUUCCGUCGUA